Eufriesea mexicana is the source of this 1782-nucleotide messenger RNA. It is a transcript of the gene sgl, whose product is annotated as UDP-glucose 6-dehydrogenase sgl. The transcript has 6 exons. Gene Ontology annotation, biological process: glycosaminoglycan biosynthetic process. The record is from RefSeq and is a predicted model, not a curated record. Gene Ontology annotation, cellular component: nucleus. Lineage: Eukaryota; Metazoa; Arthropoda; Insecta; Hymenoptera; Apidae. Bases 241 to 1737 code for a protein of 498 amino acids. Gene Ontology annotation, molecular function: NAD binding; UDP-glucose 6-dehydrogenase activity.
UGAUGAGGGACACGUAGCGACUAUGUCGAUAAGUUCCUUUCAUGAACGCUGAUAUUUGGUAUUCGAAAAACUUUUGUUUAUUAGUGUGCUCGUGACAGUAUGUGAGCUGAAUGAUUAGUGGACUCCGACUUAUCGUGACAUUUCCUUCCGUCCUACUGUCGAUUCUGAGAAGUCUCACGUUUUCUACUUAGGCGUACUUUUAGGACCAUUAGCUACAGGUAACAAUACCGAUUGGUCGAUAUGACUAUCAGAAAGAUUUGUGGAAUCGGUGCCGGUUACGUGGGCGGACCAACGUAUAGCGUAAUCGCCCUGAAAUGCCCUGAAAUUCAGGUGACAGUGGUUGAUAAGAAUAAAGACAGGAUUGCUCAAUGGAAUUCGGAGAAGCUACCGAUCUACGAACCUGGCCUCUAUGAAGUGGUGAGCAAAUGUCGCAGCAGAAACUUGUUCUUCUCUACCGACAUGGAAACCGCGAUACAGGAGGCGGAUUUGAUUUUCAUCUCGGUGAAUACGCCAACGAAAACGUUCGGUAACGGAAAGGGAAAGGCAGCCGAUUUGAAGUACGUUGAGAGCGUGGCUAGAAUGAUCGCGGAAAUUGCAACAGGGGAUAAAAUCGUUGUGGAGAAGAGCACGGUGCCGGUUAGAGCGGCGGAAAGCAUCAUGAAUAUUUUGCGUGCCAAUCACAAGCCAGGAGUAUCGUAUCAGAUCUUAUCGAAUCCAGAAUUCCUGGCGGAGGGAACUGCUAUCGAAGAUCUGGUGAACGCAGAACGCGUUUUAAUCGGAGGCGAGGACACGCCGGAAGGGCAAGCGGCCAUCGAGGAAUUAUGCAAGGUCUACGAGCAUUGGAUUCCAAGAAAAAAUAUUUUAACCACCAACACUUGGAGCUCGGAGCUAUCCAAGCUGGCCGCCAAUGCCUUUUUAGCGCAACGCAUAUCAAGUAUAAAUUCCCUGUCGGCAGUAUGCGAAGCAACCGGUGCCGAUGUAUCUGAAGUGGCCCUGGCUAUUGGCCUUGACUCUCGAAUAGGAUCGAAGUUCCUUCACGCAUCGGUCGGCUUCGGUGGUUCGUGCUUUCAAAAGGACAUUCUCAAUCUAGUUUACAUUUGUGAAUGCCUGAACCUACCUGAGGUGGCGGCUUAUUGGCAACAGGUCAUAGACAUGAACGAAUAUCAGAAAUCUAGGUUUUCGACAAAAGUAAUAGAAUCUUUGUUCAAUACCGUUACGGACAAGAAGAUUUCUAUGCUGGGCUUUGCCUUCAAGAAAAAUACCGGCGACACGCGUGAGUCACCGGCCAUUCAUGUUGCUAAGACUCUACUCGAUGAGGGUGCAAUGCUUCACAUAUACGAUCCCAAGGUCGAGGAGAGCCAAAUUAUCGAAGAAUUAACUCAUCCGAGUGUAACAAACGAUCCAGCAUAUGUAAAAAGUAGAAUUAGUAUUUACAAAGAUGCUUAUAGCGUUACAAAAGGUACACAUGCUAUUGUCUUGUGUACCGAGUGGGAUGAGUUUAUAGAAUUAGAUUACAAACGAAUUUACCUUAACAUGAUGAAACCGGCGUAUAUUUUUGAUGGAAGAAAAAUUUUAGACCAUGACGAUUUACAAAAGAUCGGUUUUAUUGUACAGACUAUUGGUAAAAGAACUUCAAGAACUGGGCUCACAAGAGCAUCUAAAGGAAGUCAAACUAUGAGUAAAAUUGCGCACCUUAUAAUAAAAAAAGACGAACAAAAGAAAAAUCAAAUGCUUUAAUUACUGUACAAGUGCUUUGAAAUAUGAAACAUUUUUGGUAAUAAU